AUAGUAGUAUAGGCACUUCGAGCGGGAACGUCUUUUAGGAAAAUGGACGCGUUAUACUUAGCUGUUUUGACGUCCACCGUGGUACAACUGUCGUUGCACCAAGUCGUUUCAGCGGGUACGAAAUUCGGCGAGUUGUGCUCGUCUCCGACGCCACAGAACAAAUGCAUGAGCGUCAACAAGACGGACGGGUAUCGAGUGACUUGCAGUGGCGGUUUCCGCGAGGAUUACUCGGCCGAAGAUUAUUUUUUAUUUCAAACGCUGACGCUCUGUCAUUGGCCGUUGGACAAAUUCGACCCAGCCAUGUCGUUGCGUCCUUACCCAAAACUCGUGAAGUUGACGAUAACCAAAAGCAAAAUCAAAGAAAUUAUUGGUGAAUUUCCGGAGUUCUUGCAAAAUUUAAAGACUUUAAAUUUAUCCCAUUUGAAUUUGGAGCGUGUUAAGUAUAGUGCAUUUAAGUAUUUGUCGUCUUUGGAGGUUUUGGAUUUGAGUUACAAUAAAUUCAACCACUUAUACUCCCCUUCAAUGGAAUAUUUACCGAAAUUGAAACAAAUUUGGUUAGCUGGAGAUUUUUGGUUUUGUAAAAACGAUUUGUAUUGGUUACUCCAUGUAUCAAAAGAUUCGCUGACAUUCAAAGUGAUGGAUUUCAACCGCAUGACUUGUGGCGGAUAUAAAUACAUUGGAAAACCUGUGAUCCCCGUAUUGCGGCUAUUAAGUGAUUUGGAAAAAGAGUGUCCUAGCAGUCCUCCUGACUAUUGUGUCUGUACGCUGGACAACGUAGUGCGUGGUAGGGGCCCAUCGUUUAACUUACAUCCAGUGAUAACAGUCGAUUGCAGUUAUAGAGGCUUAAAAAUGCUACCGAAAAUACUUCCACACAAUACCACAACACUAUUAGUCCAAGGAAAUCAGAUAUCCACAUUGGACGAUUUGCUUACCAAUCGCUAUUACACAAAACUUUUGGACAUUCAUUUGGACUACAAUCGGAUUAGUUCAAUAAGCAUAUUAGAAGGAUCACAUUGGUUGGCACGCUGCAGAGUUAUGAGUUUUAAAGGAAACAAUUUGACUAAAGUACCAACAUAUGCAUUAGAUAAUGCGUUCCAGCGAAAUCGUAACAUCGUUCAACUUUAUUUAGGUGCUAAUCCUUGGCGUUGCAAUUGUUUGUUUGCUCCGGCUUUUCAGGACUUUUUGAUUAAAUAUCAAUCACUGAUAAUGGAUUUAUCAGAUAUUAAAUGUUCAUACCAGCAAAAUGAUGAAUAUUACAUGACUCCAAUUCACGAUCUUCCCAGAAAUACAUUGUGCAGAAAUUCUGCGACGGACAUGGUGAAUUUUUGGGAUAGUUUAAAUGUAUUGUUGGCUAGUUUGAUAGUUGUUGUAGUUAUUAAGUUUAUUUACGAUUAUGUACUGUAUAAAAAAUAUGGCAGAUUACCCAGGAUUAUCACAUUAUUACCUUAACACUUAAAAUAUGUAUGUCUUUAUCGUUUUAUUAUUGAAUUUAAAUAAUAAUAUAGGUAAUAUGAUUUGCAAUAUGUUCUUUUGUGUGUUAUAUUUAAUAUUUACUGUUGUUAAAUGAACAUUUACUUGUAUGUCAAAAACUAAUCCAAAUCUUAUAUUAUAUUGCACACAUAUAUUACAGAACAAUUAGUAGGUACAAAGGUACGAAAAAAAAUGUACCGUGAUUGGUUAAAAAACAUUUAAUUAAUGUUUUCCAUUUGGAUGAAAUUUGAAUUCUGAUGACAACGAUAUAAUAUAUUGUUUUUUUUACAAAAUUAAUUUAAUAAUUUAUUCUACAA
This is a messenger RNA of Myzus persicae (green peach aphid), 1787 nucleotides long. It is a transcript of the gene swi2, whose product is annotated as protein singed wings 2. Gene Ontology annotation, molecular function: voltage-gated potassium channel activity; potassium channel activator activity; transmembrane transporter binding. The transcript has 10 exons. The record is from RefSeq and is a predicted model, not a curated record. NCBI's taxonomy places the organism in Eukaryota, Metazoa, Arthropoda, Insecta, Hemiptera, Aphididae. Gene Ontology annotation, cellular component: voltage-gated potassium channel complex. Bases 43 to 1449 code for a protein of 468 amino acids.